UCCCGCCCGGAGCGAGCGAAGUUGGCCGCGGGCGAACACCGCUGCGCGCGCCUUACGUACCGUUUGAUCUCAAGCCAUCGCCUUGUAACAAAAUAAAAAAGAAUCGAGGCGUGUUCAACAUCCAAAAAUCAAGUAAUUAGUCGAAUAAUCAUGGAGAACGCGUGCCCACCGUGAAAAAUGUGUGACGCGACACGCUUGGCUAUUUAUUGUAAUGGACAUAACAACGGAUAGUCGUAAUUUGUGUGUGUUGUGGUAUAGAUUGUGUGUGUGUGUUUCCUAUUAAUUAUACCUUCCAACUACCUUGGGACCAAACCAUCACAGCACGUUCACUUAGCCCUAAUCCACGAUUUGUUUGUAUAUUUUAUAAAUUUCGAGCGACAGACGUGUUUCGUAUGGAACUGAAUAUUGGGACGAGUUCGCUGGGAAUAGAAGAUAAUAGAUCAAGAUGAGUGCAGAAGCCGAAGACACCACACCGACACCCACAGCCACGCAGCCAGAUGGCACGGGGCCCCUCAUCCAGGUGCCCGUGGCCCCGCGCAAGCCCCCGCGCCGAGGCCUUAAGGUCCAGCCCGAGAGGCCCAAGCGGGCCCUCUUCUGCCUCACGCUAAAGAACCCCUUGAGGAAACUGUGCAUCGAUAUUGUUGAGUGGAAACCCUUCGAAUGGAUGAUUUUGACGACAAUUUUUGCGAACUGUAUAGCGCUUGCAGUGUACACACCAUACCCCAGCGGGGACUCGAACUACACUAAUUGGGUUCUGGAAAAAAUCGAAUACAUAUUUCUGGUAAUAUUUACGGGAGAAUGUGUUAUGAAGAUUAUUGCGUAUGGGUUUGUUAUGCAUCCUGGUUCGUACCUCAGAAACGGGUGGAAUUUGCUGGAUUUUACUAUAGUUGUUAUAGGUAUGGUAAGCACGGUGUUAUCGAGCAUAUUCAAAGACGCGUUCGAUGUGAAAGCGCUAAGAGCGUUCAGGGUGCUUCGCCCUUUGAGGCUCGUGUCGGGAGUGCCCAGUCUCCAAAUAGUUCUCAACUCGAUCCUCAAAGCCAUGGUGCCGUUACUCCACAUAGCAUUGCUGGUGAUCUUCGUGAUCAUCAUCUACGCCAUCAUCGGCCUGGAGCUGUUCUCUGGGAAGAUGCACAAGUCCUGCUAUAGCAGUCUUACUGGUGAGAUAAUGGACAACCCGCACCCGUGCGACACGGACAACGGUUUCAACUGCUCCUCCCUCGGCUCCGACAUGGAGUGCCGCGAGGGUUGGAUCGGACCCAACUUUGGGAUCACCAACUUUGAUAACUUCGGCCUCUCCAUGCUCACUGUGUUCCAGUGCAUCACACUGGAGGGAUGGACUGAUGUUAUGUAUAAUAUACAAGACGCGAUGGGCAAUAGUUGGGAGUGGGUUUAUUUCGUGUCGAUGGUCAUUUUGGGCGCUUUUUUUGUUAUGAACCUCAUUCUCGGUGUGUUAUCUGGAGAGUUCUCCAAAGAGAGAGAGAAAGCGAAGAACCGAGGGGACUUCCAGAAGCUCCGGGAGAAGCAGCAGCUGGAGGAGGACCUGAAGGGCUACCUGGACUGGAUCACGCAGGCCGAGUACUUGGAGCCGCUCGCUGAUCAGCAUGAUGUAGUGGACCAGAAGCGGGACUAUGGGAUUGGUCAAACAACGACCGACCACGACUCGACGGACCAUUUAGGGAUAGAAACCAAUGAACAGCAGAAAGUGUCCAUUGGUGAAAUGUGGAAGAAGGAUUUUGAUAAAGUGAACCGUCGCACGAAGCGCGCGUGCCGGCGCGCGGUGAAGUCGCAGACGUUCUACUGGCUCAUCAUCGUGCUCGUCUUCCUCAACACCGUCGUGCUCGCCAGCGAACACUAUCAUCAGCCGGAAUGGCUCGACUAUUUCCAAGAGUACGGGAACGCGAUGUUCGUGGCGCUCUUCACACUCGAGAUGUUGGUCAAGAUGUACAGCUUGGGAUUACAGGGUUACUUCGUGUCCCUGUUCAACCGGUUCGACUGUUUCGUGGUGGUGGGUUCGAUCAGUGAGAUGGUGCUCACCAAGAGCGAAGUGAUGCCGCCAUUGGGGAUAUCUGUGUUGCGAUGUGUUCGACUGUUACGAGUGUUUAAAGUUACCAAGUACUGGCGGUCCCUCUCCAACCUGGUAGCCUCUCUCCUCAACUCCAUCCAAUCCAUUGCUUCUCUCCUGCUGCUGCUGUUCCUCUUCAUCAUGAUCUUCGCACUCCUGGGGAUGCAGGUGUUCGGGGGGAAGUUCAAUUAUGACCCCGUGGAGGAAAAAGACAGGCAUAACUUUGAUUGCUUCUGGCAAGCGUUACUGACGGUGUUUCAGAUCCUAACCGGCGAGGACUGGAACGCAGUAAUGUACGAAGGCAUCAAAGCGUACGGUGGAGUGGGCACUGUUGGGAUUGUCGCUUGUAUAUACUUCAUCAUUCUCUUUAUUUGCGGCAAUUAUAUUCUGCUAAAUGUGUUCUUGGCUAUCGCUGUGGACAAUUUGGCAGAUGCCGAAUCAUUAACAAAUAUAGAGAAAGAAGAAGGUCAAGCUCCGGAAGAAAAAGAAGGUGGUAGUGUUGUAGCUGAAGGCGGGCAAGCGGAUACGGAUGAUGAAUAUAUUCAUGAUGAAGAUGUAUAUACUAGUGAUAAUUCGGAAAGGGAAUACGAAGAAGGUUCGGAAGGUGAGAACCAAGAUGAAAUAGAUGAACAGGAUGAGAUAGUUGAGGAUGAGGAAACAGAGGAGAGGCUGGAGGAGGAACAGGAACAAGAGGAUAUGGAUAUGAUGGACAGCCACCAGAGGAAUCAUAUAGACGGCGGCGAGGAGGAGGAAGGGAAACUAGUAACGGCCCGCCCGCGGCGGAUGUCCGAACUGAAUAUGCCCAAUCAGACGCCGCCGAUACCGAACGCUAGUAGUUUCUUCGUAUUCUCACCGACGAACAGGUUUCGGGUGUUAUGCUACAAGUUGUCGGCGUCGUCGACGUUCGGAAACAUUAUAUUGGUGUGCAUCAUGCUGUCAUCCGCCAUGUUGGCGGCUGAGGAUCCGUUGGAUGCAGCACAAAAGGGUUUCAGGAAUUAUCUGUUGAGCCAGUUCGACAUCUUCUUCACGGGCAUCUUCACGCUGGAGCUGUUCCUGAAGCUGGUGACGUACGGGCUGGUGCUGCACCCGGGCUCCUUCCUGCGCUCCGCCUUCAACGUGCUCGAUAUGCUCGUUGUUUGCGUCUCCCUCAUCUCUAUGAGCUUCAAGUCCGGUAGUAUAUCGGUGGUGAAAAUAUUACGAGUGUUCAGGGUGUUAAGGCCGCUUAGGGCCAUCAACAGGGCCAAAGGUCUCAAGCACGUUGUUCAGUGCGUGAUCGUUGCCAUCAAAACGAUCGGCAACAUAUUAUUGGUAACGUCCUUACUGCAGUUCAUGUUCGCAGUCAUGGGAGUGCAAAUGUUCAAGGGUAAAUUUUUUAAAUGUAAUGAUAUUUCCAAAAUGACAAAAGAAGAAUGCCAGGGAACAUACUUAGUGUUUGAAAAUCGUAAUUAUGUUGUAAGAGAUAGAGAAUGGAAGAGAAAUGAUUUUCAUUUUGAUAAUGUUAUGAAAGGGAUGCUCACUCUCUUCACUGUAUCCACUUUUGAAGGAUGGCCAGGGUUACUAUAUGUAUCUAUAGAUUCAAAUGCUGAGGACCGAGGUCCUAUCACUAACUUCCGUCCAAUUGUCGCUGCGUACUAUAUUAUUUAUAUUAUUAUAAUUGCCUUCUUUAUGGUGAAUAUAUUCGUCGGUUUCGUCAUAGUGACAUUCCAGAACGAGGGUGAGCAAGAGUAUAAGAACUGUGAGUUAGAUAAGAAUCAGAGGAAUUGCAUAGAAUUCGCUUUAAAAGCUAAACCUAUAAGGAGAUACAUCCCGAAGCACCGCAUCCAGUACAAGGUGUGGUGGUUCGUGACAUCACAACCCUUCGAGUAUGCGAUCUUCGUAUUGAUCAUGAUCAACACGAUCACGCUCGCUAUGAAGUACCACAACCAACCGGCGGAGUAUAGCAAAGCGUUGGAUUUGUUGAAUAUGAUAUUCACCGCGGUCUUCGCUUUGGAGUUUAUUUUCAAACUCGCCGCUUUUAGGUUUAAGAACUACUUCGGAGACGCUUGGAACACAUUCGAUUUCAUCAUAGUUCUGGGCAGCAUCAUAGACAUCGUUGUGUCUCAAGUAAACGAACUUAAGAAUCAGGGGAGUGGCCCGCCGAGAGCGCACGUUGUUAAGGAGAGCUCGAUACCAUCCAUAAACUUCUUCCGUCUCUUCCGAGUGAUGCGUUUGGUGAAGCUCCUCUCUCGUGGUGAGGGCAUCCGGACCUUACUGUGGACCUUCAUCAAGUCCUUCCAAGCGCUGCCAUAUGUGGCUCUGCUGAUCUUGAUGCUGUUCUUCAUUUAUGCUGUUGUGGGGAUGCAGGUGUUUGGUAAAAUAGCAAUAGAUGAUGAAACGCCGAUAACUCGGAACAAUCACUUCCAGACCUUCCCACAAGCCAUCCUUGUUUUAUUCAGAUCUGCUACAGGCGAGGCGUGGCAGGACAUAAUGAUGGGCGUGUCCCCCGAGCCGGAGGUGCGCUGCGACGCCAACUACCGCGACGAGGGCGACGACGCGGCCGGCUCGUGCGGCAGCGUGCUCGCCUUCCCCUACUUCAUCUCCUUCUACGUGCUCUGCUCCUUUCUGAUUAUAAAUUUGUUCGUCGCCGUCAUUAUGGAUAACUUCGACUAUUUAACUAGAGACUGGUCAAUCCUGGGACCACACCACUUAGAUGAAUUUAUAAGAUUAUGGAGCGAAUACGAUCCUGAUGCAAAGGGUCGAAUAAAACAUUUAGAUGUAGUUACUUUGUUAAGGAAAAUUAGUCCGCCUUUAGGUUUCGGCAAGUUAUGUCCGCACCGCGUGGCAUGUAAGCGUCUCGUGUCAAUGAACAUGCCGCUCAACUCUGACGGCACUGUGCUGUUCAACGCCACGCUAUUUGCCGUUGUAAGAACCUCGCUCAAGAUUAAAACUGAAGGCAACAUAGACGACUGCAACACAGAACUAAGAGCAGUAAUCAAAAAGAUCUGGAAGCGCACAUCACCAAAACUGCUGGACCAAGUUGUACCACCGCCAGGAGACCCGAAUGAGAUAACAGUAGGAAAGUUCUACGCUACUUUCCUCAUACAGGACUAUUUCAGAAGGAAUCACGCGUUCAAAAAGCGCAAAGAGCAGGAGACCAGGGCCAAUGCUGGAGAAGCGGCUCAGCAGAUGACGUUACAGGCUGGACUCAGGACGUUACAUGAAGCUGGGCCGGAACUGAAGAGGGCGAUUUCUGGAUGUUUGGAUGAUGUGGAUGCUAAUCUCGAUCUACCGAUGCAUAGGCGAAACCAUUCAUUAUUUGGUGGUGUUUGGUCAAGUAUACGACGUCACGGCCCCAAUAGAAAUAAUAUGAACAGACCACGGAAACCAGGAGAGCCUCCGUUAGAAGCUGUUGGUAAUCAUCUUAGUUCUAUGAUGCAGAAGGAAUAUGGAGUUGGACCACUGCCUCUCACACCUAACUUGGCGAACGGACAGCCAAAAGAACAGAUACCGAUGCGGCCGUUAAUAUUAAAUGGAGAAUCGGAAAAGAUAUACCAAGUGCUCGAAAGAACAACAAACAAUCUAAAGAACGCUAUUUAUCAAGGCGGUGACAGCACAGGGCGGGGGGUGAUGUCGCUGCCGGGCAGCCCCCGGAACAGCUCGUCGGUGCCCGUGGUGGGGUCCGCUGAGAGCUUGGUCACCAGGGUACUAACAGAACAAGGCUUAGGAGAUUAUUGCGAUCCAGAGUUUGUUAGAAAUACAUCAAGAGAAAUGCAAGAAGCAUUGGAUAUGACACAAGAACAGAUGGAUAGGGCGGCUCAUCAAUUAAUGAUACAAGAAAGAAAUAUAAAACAUGCACAGAAUCAACAACCAUCAGUUGGGGCCACUUGGACUGUUAUAGGGCGUAGUGCUGGCGCGGCAGCAGCACCCGCUGCACCAGCCCAGCCAGCGGUUAUAGCACGCGCCCCACCUCCACCCCCGCGCCCCCCGCCCCACCGGCCCACCCGCCGCAAGCGCACGCCGGUGCUCGUCUAACGACGCUCUAACUGCCCUGGCCAAACUGGCCCAACUCUACCACGUCCACCCUCUACUCUACUUUAGGUGGUCAUGCUCAAAUUUUCGUUGAUUUUAUUACCCUACCUUUAUCUCUAGACUUUUUGACGAUCGUUUGACACGACCGGGCGGAACAAAUUAGGUACUAUUUAGAAUAACUGUGUAUACAAAGUGAGAUUCGUAGAGUAGGUUUAAAUUUUAUACGUAAGGUUUCGGAAGUUCCGUUUGAUUUCCCUUCUGUUUCUUUAUGAUAAAUUGUUACAACUUUAAAAGCGGCGAGAAAUUUACACUUGCGUAUAUAAAACUCACUUUAUUGGAAUGUGUACGAAAGAUAAUAUACCGAAUAUUUCUAAUACAUUUUAUGUUCGGACUUGAAGUCUAUUUCUUAGUUUUAAUGAUAGAAAUUUUCUGGUUGGACAUUUCCAAUAGCGACUUAUACCUACGACCGCUAUUAGAAAUACGAUUUCAGUAUUAGAAAUGAGGUAAUCUAAAAAUUAACUAGUUAGCACAUUAGGCCUGACUAGUCUUAAAAAUCCCUUGAUACAGCCAGACUGAACGUAGUGUUGCUAGACAUUUUUAAUUUAAAUGUUCUACCGUAACUAUUUGUACCUACUCCGGACGUUUAUUCUAAAUCAGAAGUCUAAUGACAAUAUAAAAUUAAAGACUUAAUUGUAAAAAUAUAUUUUAAACAGUUUUUAUAGUCCUAUAAUACGUAUUUCUUGACCUGCCUUCCUCCACUCUCAUUCAAUGGAUCAAAGAAAAUGUUCAUACUACCCGCAAUUUUGUAAAAAAUAAUAUGCAUUAUAUUAUACUUAUAAAAAUCCGAUUAGGUACUGAGACUAAAGAAAAUGCUGAGAUUGAUUAGAAACAGCUUUAAAAUAUCUUAGCUAUUUGUAGUGAAAUACGUUAUUGAACUUUAGGUACUGUUAUAAAAUCUCAUGCAGUAUCCAUGUUGAUCAUGGUAUUAGAAAAAAUUGCGAUGUACCAAAAGUAAAUAUAACUCAUUAUUUAAACUUUAAAAGAUCCAAGAAACAACCAAUUCCUUCCAUUCGUUUACAUUUUGUAAAAAAGAAUAAAAAAAUGAAAAGACAGUAAAAACGGCACAUAAAAAUAUAUUAUAUCUCGCAAAAACUCAGAAAUAAAUCGGCGAUAGUAUUCAUAAUAAUGUGUAGAUAGAAUUAAAUUUGUAAAACUUGCAACACUGAAUGAUAUACGUACUUUUUGAAAUGUUCGGUGUUGCAAGUUAAUCGCUGUAGGUGUAGGGAUUCCCCUAGUAAGUGCCCUUUUAAAAUCGGUGUAAAUUUUAAAUUAUUAUUAAAUAUAUUAUCAAUUUUGUCCGUUUUACCACAAAUCACAUUCCUUAGGGUUAAGAUUUAUCCAAACAUCAUUGUUCCUUCCUUCCUAAUCUGCAACACCUAUAUUUAUACUUUGUUAACUAAAAAGGAAUCUUUUUUAGAUU
Molecule: messenger RNA, 7550 nt
Organism: Colias croceus (clouded yellow)
Lineage: Eukaryota; Metazoa; Arthropoda; Insecta; Lepidoptera; Pieridae
Product: muscle calcium channel subunit alpha-1-like
Exons: 48
Coding region: 446-6073 (1875 amino acids)
Biological process (GO): calcium ion import across plasma membrane
Cellular component (GO): membrane; voltage-gated calcium channel complex
Molecular function (GO): high voltage-gated calcium channel activity
Source: RefSeq, a predicted model, not a curated record